AUGACAGUGACGCGGGUGGCGGAGUCCCGCACCGAGUUUAAAUUAAAGAGCUUACCAGACGAUGCUAUAUCAAGCGUUAAAUUUGCUCCUAAAUCCAAUCAAUUCUUGCUGGUGUCCUCAUGGGACUGUUCUGUAAGGUUGUACGAUGUCACAUCGAACACGGAGCGUCAUAAAUACAACCAUGAACUGCCUGUCCUGGACGUCUGUUUUCGGGAUGCUGUUCAUACAUACAGCGGUGGGUUAGAUCAGACUCUUAAAAUGUACGAUCUGAAUGCUAGUAUGGAAACUAUACUGGGGGAACAUAAAGGUGCGAUCCGAUGUGUGGAGUUUGCAUCUGAAGUGAAUGCUGUUCUCACUGGCAGUUGGGACGGCACUGUCAAAAUGUGGGACAGUCGUGUGCCCAACUGUGUUGGAACUUAUAACCAGGGAAAUGAAAGGGUAUACACAAUGAGCAUAGUGGGCGAGAAGUUUGUGGUAGGCACAUCUGGCCGCAAAAUCUUCGUAUGGGACGUAAGAAAUAUGGGACAUGUUAACCAAAGACGGGAAUCCUCUCUCAAGUACCAGACUCGGUGUAUCCGAGUGUUCCCUAACAAACAGGGUUAUGUUCUCAGCUCCAUCGAGGGUAGGGUGGCCGUGGAGUAUCUUGACAGUAAUCCUGAGGUGCAGAAGAAAAAAUAUGCUUUCAAGUGUCAUCGGAUCAAGGAUGGAGGUUUAGAAAAAAUCUACCCAGUAAAUGCAAUCAGUUUCCAUUCUGUGUACAAUACAUUCGCAACUGGUGGCUCAGAUGGUUACGUCAACAUUUGGGACGGUUUCAAUAAGAAGAGGCUGUGUCAAUUCCAUAGAUACAACACGGCCGUCUCAUCUUUAAGCUUCUCCCACGACGGAUCCGCAUUAGCAAUUGCUUGUUCCCAACUUGAUGAGACACAAAUAGAGGACCCGAAACCAGAAGAUACCAUCUACAUUAGAUAUGUCACAGACCAAGAAACUAAACCGAAAUGA
Molecule: messenger RNA, 999 nt
Organism: Spodoptera littoralis (African cotton leafworm)
Lineage: Eukaryota; Metazoa; Arthropoda; Insecta; Lepidoptera; Noctuidae
Source: the annotation of a GenBank genome assembly